Monosiga brevicollis MX1 is the source of this 1566-nucleotide messenger RNA. RefSeq lists its product as uncharacterized. The record is from RefSeq and is a predicted model, not a curated record. NCBI's taxonomy places the organism in Eukaryota, Choanoflagellata, Craspedida, Salpingoecidae. The transcript has 4 exons. The coding region runs from base 1 to 1566 and encodes 521 amino acids.
AUGGCUAAAGCUGAUGCCUCCUUCUCGGAGGACAUGACUGUCCAAGAGUUUUUGCAAGGUACAACCAAACGUUCACGAUUGGGAUCGAUCGGACGCAUGUUCCGGCGCCGCUCCAACAGCCAGUCCAAGAUCCCCAUGGCAGCUGAAGUUGCAAUGGCUGGACCCCCUCCUGCUGCAGUCCCUGCUGGCCCACCAGCCGCCGUGUCCACCCCAAAGAACCAAUCAAACCGCUCCUCAAUCGAUGGACGUGGCCUGCCCCCGCUUCCUGGUACCGCCGCCGAUGACGCAUUGGACGAUGCCAUCUCAGGCCUUCAACAAACCGGUGGCUACAUCAAUGGCCUCGAUGCCUCUCAAAGCUCUGGCAUGCCCAGCGAUGUUUAUGAGGAUCCCGACCAGGCCGUGUCGUCCGAUGCAUAUGAAGAUCCGAGCAAGGCGGCGUCCCCACUACAGGAAGACACUUACGAUGACGCCGACUCGGUCGCCAUCGCCUCUCCCUCGCGCCCAUCAGUUCCCAAGCCAUAUGCCGCCUCUGAGCCCGUUGGCGCCGCCUCUGAUGAGCAAGUAUACGAAGAUCCCGACAGCCACAAACCUGGCCCCACAGCCGAUGCCAGCGCCCACGACUACGAGAAUUACAACGGGGCCAACUCAGGCCUGCCCGAGGCCUUGGCUUCGGCGCCCUCGCUACCGGCCCGUCACCCCAACGCCUCGGCGGCUGCUGCUGCUGCCGUGUUGGAACAACCAAACUACGAAGACGUGGACGAUCAGCACGACUACGAAGAUCCUCAGCCAUUGCCCAGCGAGGAAACAAGCUCGAGUCAGCCACCCCGCGUACCCAUGAAGCGACCGGAAUCUGUCCUCGUGGAGCCCGACCAAGCGCCCUUGCCCGCGGAUCCCAACACUUGGAACAACGGCGAGGUGCUCCGAUGGCUCCGAGAGAACGACCUCAAAGACUUUAAGGAUGCCAUUUACAGCAACGGGUUUGAUGGCAAGAAGCUCCUCACCCUGAACGGCGAUGCCUUCAAGGCUGGUGGCUUUCCUGCUGAUCGUUGCCUCGUCCUGGACCAGGCGCUGAACAACCUGCGCCGCCAAGCGGCACCCACCAACACCCUUCCCAAAGGCUCCACUCUCAGCCCGCCACCCACCGACGAGACAAUUGCACCCCCGCGCCGCGCCAUGGCCAAGGCCGACUAUGUCGCCGAUCCUAGCCUGAAAGUCACUCAGCUAUCCUUCAAGACGAGCGAAAUUGUUUGUAGCUCGCUCGUCGUGUCCCCACAUGGCCCGUGUGCCAGGCCGACAGCCGACUUUCUUGCACAUACUCACACCGUCGCACAUGCCCUGUCCCCUGUGUUUGGCGCCUGGGCUCGCGUGGCAUUCCUAUGCGAAUGUGGAUGUAGGUGCAAGUCCUCGAUGAUUCACACAAUUGGUGGAAGGCUGAGAAUAGCCAGGGCGAGAUUGGCCGCGUCCCGUCCAACUACUUUGAACUCGUUGAUGGCGACGAUUUUGACCACGAAGCGUGAGUUUUGCGUGUCCUUGGCCCGAGUUUGCUGGCAGCACAACCCUGUUUGA